Molecule: messenger RNA, 1080 nt
Organism: Lottia gigantea (owl limpet)
Lineage: Eukaryota; Metazoa; Mollusca; Gastropoda; Lottiidae
Exons: 10
Coding region: 1-1080 (359 amino acids)
Molecular function (GO): protein binding
Source: RefSeq, a predicted model, not a curated record
AUGGCAGCCUUAGCUAUUUUAACUUGUCGACCAAACUCUCACCCAUUCCAAGAACGUCAUAUAUCAUUAACGGAACCAAUCAAAGUCGGGCGUUCUGUCGCUCGAGCACGUCCUGCUGUAAACAAUGGAAUAUUCGAUUGUAAAGUUUUGUCUAGAAAUCAUGCCCUUUUAUGGUAUGAAAACGGACAGUUUUAUCUACAAGACACUAAAAGUAGUAAUGGAACAUUUGUAAAUAAUCAGAGAUUAUGUAAGGGAGGGGAGGAAAGCACAGCCCGAGAUAUAUUCUCUGGGGAUCUCAUUCAGUUCGGGGUAGAUGUCAUGGAAAAUAAUCGCAGGGGAGACAAAAUAACUCAUGGUUGUAUAAUAUCCACUAUCACACUCUAUCAUCCAGACGGGAGAGAAGCCAAACCGACUCCAUUUCUGAACACACCUAAUCUACCAGGUAUCACAAUACAAUCACAAGAUCUUUAUCAACUAGCUCAAUAUCUACAGGAAGCGUUACACAGAGAGAAGAUGUUGGAACAGAAAUUACUCACGUUGCAACAGUUAGUCCAUAAUACACAGGAGGCCUCCGAGAGUGGCUGGCAGGCAUUAAUAGAUGAAGAUAAAUUGUUAUCGAGAUUAGAAGUUUUAGAAAAUCAACUACAUAUUUAUUCUAAGAACCACAGUGAAGACACAGUAAGACAAGAAUGUGUUACUCUCCAAGAAGAAAAACUACAAUAUGAAACAACAGCUAAGGAAUCUUUAAGAAGAGUUUUACAGGAGAAACUAGAUGCUGUGACUAAGCUCUCAGAUUUGGAGCGUUCAUUAAGUAAUUCUGAAGAAGAGUGUGGUCAUGUGAAAGAAAUGUGUGAGCAUGCCCAGAAUGAACUCCAUCAGCUGGCUGAGAAAUACCAGGAACAAUUGGCGGCAGAGAAAGAACUCAAAGAUAAACUUCAGGAAGCUGAACAGAAAUUAACAGAAGAAACAGAUAAAGCUGAACAAGAGAAACAUGAAUUAACAGAAAAACUGGAACAAAUGUUACAGCAGGAACAGUCUUUAUCAACCAAGGUAAAGCCUGGCUCUUUGACAAGUUUGUAA